UGGAACCACGGAAUCUCAGGCAUGUUGAGGAAGUGGAGAAGGCGGUCAUCUCUAAGGAGAGGGGCAUGGGGAGCUGGAGGGAGAGGAUUUCCACGCAAUUCCUGGACCUCCAAGUCAAUCAAUGACCCAGAUGAGGAACCUGUAGCCUUUGUUGUCUUGAUUGAUAUUAUGCAGAACCAAUUUGAAGACAGUGGCAUACCAAGCCAAACUGCUGCUCCCCGUGAGCCUUGGAAGUCCCCAUUUAGGAGAAUUAUGGAUUGUUUUGUAAGAUGCUUUGGGAGAAAUUCCAUGUCCUGAGACCAUGCAUGCUGCAAACACAGAGCCAUGAAUGGAUAUAAAGACCCCAUCCACGGCAACAUUUCCCCCUUUGUUGUAACUCUGUUGAUUGUUUUAUAAUAAAUGCUUGGACGCUUGA
Messenger RNA from Ictidomys tridecemlineatus (thirteen-lined ground squirrel), 415 nucleotides. Lineage: Eukaryota; Metazoa; Chordata; Mammalia; Rodentia; Sciuridae. The record is from RefSeq and is a predicted model, not a curated record.